ACAAAUAAGUUGAGGCAUUCUCUUCUAUUCUAUUCUAAAAACUCGAAACAAUCUUGUAGUAAGAAGAAGAAAAUGCCGAUUUCUAAAAUUGCCAUUGGAAAUUCUACGGAGUUGAGCCAAGCUGAUGCCCUUAAGGCUGCCCUUGCUGAGUUCAUCUCAAUGCUCAUCUUUGUCUUUGCUGGAGAAGGCUCUGGCAUGGCUUAUAAUAAGUUGACAAACAAUGGUUCAGCGACAGCAGCAGGGUUGGUGGCAGCAUCACUGUCACAUGCCUUUGCUCUUUUUGUUGCUGUGUCUGUUGGUGCAAACAUAUCUGGUGGUCAUGUGAACCCUGCUGUGACAUUUGGUGCCUUUGUUGGUGGCCACAUUACUCUUUUUAGAAGCAUAUUGUACUGGAUUGCUCAGUUGCUCGGCUCUGUCGUUGCUUGCUUGCUCCUUAAAUUUGCCACUGGUGGAUUGGAAACAUGUGCAUUUGCACUGUCUUCUGGGGUGGGAGCAGCGAACGCUCUAGUGUUUGAGAUUGUGAUGACUUUUGGUUUGGUGUACACGGUGUAUGCAACUGCAGUGGAUCCAAAGAAGGGUGAGGUUGGCAUAAUUGCUCCCAUUGCAAUUGGUUUCAUUGUGGGUGCUAACAUCUUGGCCGGUGGUGCAUUUGACGGUGCUUCCAUGAACCCUGCAGUGUCUUUUGGGCCUGCUGUCGUGAGUUGGACCUGGGAUAACCACUGGGUUUAUUGGGCCGGCCCAUUCAUUGGUUCUGCUAUUGCUGCUCUUGUCUACGAGAUUUUCUUCAUUACCCCAAACACUUAUGAACAGCUCCCUGUCACGGAUUAUUAGAGCUUAGCUUAACUCCCCCAUUGUGUUUUUUAUUGGAAUUGGGAUGGAUGUGUUUCUCUGCCUUCGUUUCUUCUCAUGCUUUUGUUUUGCAUUUGCUUGUUUCCAAAUGUUGAUUCCCUGAACUUUGUAACAUGACAUCUUUUUUCAUUAAGUAAUGAUUAUUUCCUUUCAUCUAAA
This is a messenger RNA of Cajanus cajan (pigeon pea), 1008 nucleotides long. Its product is annotated as aquaporin TIP1-2. Gene Ontology annotation, cellular component: membrane. The record is from RefSeq and is a predicted model, not a curated record. Gene Ontology annotation, molecular function: water channel activity. Lineage: Eukaryota; Viridiplantae; Streptophyta; Magnoliopsida; Fabales; Fabaceae. Gene Ontology annotation, biological process: transmembrane transport; water transport.